Myxocyprinus asiaticus (Chinese sucker) is the source of this 5667-nucleotide messenger RNA. RefSeq names its product ras and Rab interactor 2-like. Gene Ontology annotation, molecular function: small GTPase binding; guanyl-nucleotide exchange factor activity. Gene Ontology annotation, cellular component: cytosol; endocytic vesicle. Bases 219 to 2408 code for a protein of 729 amino acids. The record is from RefSeq and is a predicted model, not a curated record. The transcript is spliced from 11 exons. NCBI's taxonomy places the organism in Eukaryota, Metazoa, Chordata, Actinopteri, Cypriniformes, Catostomidae. Gene Ontology annotation, biological process: vesicle-mediated transport.
UGAAGACAGCGCGAGGCGUGUGCUGUAGCUUCAGUGUUCAUGAAUCACAAUGUGAUGAACACGGAGGAUCAUAUCAAACACAUCAUAUCUCAUGAUAUUAAAAACACAUCAUAUCACACAUGCUCCCGGUGCUCCUGAAAGGAACAUACGCGCGUGGACACUUCAUGCGUCUCAAUUCAACCUGAGGACAAGAAGAUGAAGAUCUAUUAACGGAGAAGAUGGACGUGUCUCUCCAGAGGAGUUUGAGUGUUCUGGAUCGUCUUCUCCUCACACACUCCAUAUGGUUGCAGCUGUCAAUCAACCUCGACUCUGCCCAACAAAUCCUACAACGAGAGAUAAUUGGGACAUUUCUGGUGUGUAAAUGUAGCGCCACCCACAAGAAAGUUCUGUGUGUGCGGGUGCAGGAGGCCAGGGAGAGUGUGUCACAGUAUCCCAUCCGUGAGGAAGACUCCACAUUUUCUUUAGAAAGUUCAGCCCUGAGCUUCCCAGAUCUCUGCCGACUUGUGGCCUUUUACACCGUCAGCAGGGAUGUAUUGCCUUUCCCACUUGAGCUCCCAGAAGUAAUUGCACAGGCCACAACACACACUCAGCUUGAAAACAUUUCACAUCUGGGUUUCGAGUUCUGGAGCUCUCAGACGUCCCCUGGCCUUCCUAAUGGACCCCCUCCCCAUGGGACAUCUAGAGUGAUCAGCCCCUGUUUCAUCAACCCCCUGUUCCUGCAGCCACCCCAGCCCAGCAGAGCCGCCUCACACAAGCGCCACCGCUUCAAACGCAGCCUCAGGGUCCAUGUGUCUAAUGAAACCUCUCUCAGUCUGUCGGGAGAAUCUGACCCAACCCAGGGUGAGACGCAUGGACAGAAUUCCAGCCAGGGAGGUCAGAGACGGAUCGGUGGAAUGAAUGUGCUCAGGAGGAUCCCAGCGCUCUCUCCAACCUCAGAAGAGGAAGACGAACAGAUGUUGGAACUAAUACCACCUGUAAAUAGUAAUUCUUUACCCCAACGAGACAAUGCUGAAGACAACAAGGAUCCUGAAGACGGUGAAGUUUGCCUUGCUUUGGAGAGGACUCGAGCUCCUUCCCUUGCCGAACUGGACAGCAAUAGUUCCUUCAGCAGUCUGGAGGAGGAGGAUGCCCAAGCAGACUCCACCCACCAGUGGCCCCCUGUUACAAGGGGUUCCCGUUUCCCCUCUGCAAACCCAACCUCAACUCUGCGCCGCAUGACUGCUGCUUUUGUCUGUGUGUUUGCUCCUGAACGACGAGUGGCUCGAUUAGUGGACGAACUCUCCCAUGACAGACGGUCUACAUUUGGAUCAUUGGUGCAGGACUUCUUAGAGAAGCAGAGGCAAGAGAUGGAGGCCUCAGUACUGACUUCUACUGUGGAGCUGCUACAGGGAAUUAGAAGAUUUCUGUCCCAAGCCAAAAGCCUCCUUUUGGAAGCAGGAGAAAUAGAGCCUCCAAUUGAGACACUGGUGCCAGAGAACGAGAAAGAUCUGGUGCUGGAGAAGGCUCUGUUUGGCUGCGUAUUGAAACCAUUGAAAGUUCAGCUGCAGCAGAUGCUUGUCUCUCUUCACACGAGGGAUGGCUCCUUACAGAGGAUCACUGACAGCAUGCUGGCCUGCCAGGAGGGGACGCUAGAGCUUCUGGGUGUACGAGUGGGGUUCCUGGAUAUUCGUGACAUAGACAGAGCAAAGAAAAAAUUCACGUUAAUGCAACGCAGCCAUUCGCCAAUUGACAAGGUGUUGCUUUUGCUGCAGGUGUGCAAGAGUGUGUACAAAGCCAUGGGGACACAGCCUGAUCAUGAAGUGGGGUCUGAGGACUUCCUACCGGCAUUGUCUUAUGUGCUAGUUCAGUGUAAUAUCCCGCAACUAUUGCUAGAGACAGAGUACAUGAUGGAGCUGCUUGAGCCAUCAUGGCUGACAGGAGAAGGUGGAUAUUACUUGACAAGUGUUUAUGCCAGUCUAUGGCUGAUUCAGAGCAAGCCUGGGAGCACACCCACUUGUAGUUUGACCAAUGAGGCUCAAGAGAGCUUGAGGGAGUGGAGCAGGAGGCGGGGCCAAGAAGCAAAAGCCCAGAAGGACAGUCAGCAGAAACAGAGGUUCGUCCGCGUGUUAUUCCAGGAUGAGAGUCGUAGUGCAGUGCGGACACUUCUCUGGAAGGCAGGGGAGAAUGUAGAUGCGCUGGCCCAAACCUGCGCUGGUCUGUUUGAUGUGAACGAUCCCCAGCACUAUUGUCUGUUCUGGAGGAGUGAAGGGGAGAUGCGUCCUCUACCUGCCCACGUUCAGCCCCAUGAGCUGGGCAUGCACGAGGGAGGAUCUCUGUCGUACCUCCACUCUGAUCACGACUUUAGCAAAGUGCGCAGAUUGACCAGAGAGGGCGCUGUCGAUCUUGGGGAGUCUGUAUGUGAGGAGUGAAGAGAAACAGGUGUAGAAUUACUUUUUCACUUUUGGUCGCAUUUGUGGCAAGACGAUUUGAAUGCUGUAUAUGUUUCUAUGAAUGAUGUUGAUUAUUUUUUGUGUGCGUGUGUUUUCAUUGUGUGUUACAAAUCAGAAAGCACAUCAGCGUUUUAGAUUCAUUGAAACAGAUAAUCCACAGGUGAGACAUGGUAAUAAUGCAAAAAGCAAUAUCUGCCAAACAAGAGGAUCUGGAAAGAGUUUAGCCAUCUGAGAUUUAAUUGUAACUUAAAGAUUGGCUCACCAGAAGUGUGUAUUGCCAAACAACAAUACCAAAGUGUUGAAUAUGAAUACAAAAUAUUCAUAAAAAUGUUUACAUAAUAUAUGUAUGCAUCUGUGAUGCUCUGUGUUUGGGUCAUUCUCAGGAGAUGGUUCCAUUUGUCAUUUGCUGUGUGUCCCCAAGACUUAAUUAACAGUAUACUGAACUUUAGGAACAUUAUUUGUUGCUAACUUUUAGUGUGUAAUGCAAAAGAAAAAAAAAAUUAAAUAACAAAAAAAAAACAAAAACAAUUCAUAGGAAUAUCAGCCAAUCUGCAAGUGCCCAUUCAUCCCCAUUAUAUUUCAAUGGGCUAAUGUGCAUCCCAAAUCGUACACACUUCUGCACUAUUUUACGGCAUUUUGUUGUCUAGUAGGGCGAGUAGUAUGUUUACGCUGAAAAUGCAAUGAAAAGAAGUGUACUAUGAGUACCCAGAUGAUGUACUUCUUUAACUGAAAUAAGGGAGUGUGGAAUGUUGGACACUUCAUGCCUUCGGCAAUCACGCUUGCCCUACAUAGCGGAAGGGGAAUGCUUUACCUUCACCCACACUGUGUGAAUAUGUACGUUAUUUGAGAUAUAAGUAUUAAACUGAGGUUGGCUAACAUGCUAAAGCUAGCAGCAAUAUAUGACAUGCAUUUGAAAUUGUCAGCUGUUAAACGAAGAAUGUUUCCGUGGAAUAAAAAACGUUAGUAUUCCAUUUGGGACUAUACUUCAUUUUGAAAAUUCAUACACUAGAUGGCGAGUGUAUAGAUGCCACAGAAUACAUAAAAAUGCAAUACUACCUACAUUUAACUUCUACUGGAAUUGAAAUAUCAUGCUUUCUGUGUCUAUGCAGUUUUUUUCUUUCUUGAGAAAAUGCAGAAUUUGUCCCUGUACUUUCUGUUCAGUCCCACUAUGCUGUGUCAUUUCCUCCUUAAAAAUAUUGUUUGCUUUUUCUGGGAAUGACAUCAUAAAUUUUUUUGGCCACAUAAUUCAAACAGAAGCAAGUUUCUGACAAUUUACAGCUUUUAAUCUCUAUUUUUAUUUUUAUUAAUAGUUAUAAAUGUAUUAAUAAUUUUGAUUAAUAAUUAUUGUAUUAAUAUAAUUAUUUAUUAAUAGUUAUUUUUAUUAUUAUGUUUACACUUAUAUUGGCUUUAAAUUGCUUAGCUUAAUAGACAUUUUUAUUUUUUAUUUUUACAAAUAAUAUGGUUACAUUUUUAACCAAAAAUAUUGCCCCCAAUAUCUAUGAUGAUUACUGGCGGAGGUGAGAAUCCAGUAACUUUUUAAAAUAAAAGAAUAAUUAGUAUAGCAUAAGCAAAAAUGUCACCGUUUCCUGAGAAGGACCCAUUUGGUAUUAGGACUAUAUUGUGAGCUACGUAUGUGCAUUUUACAAUAACAGUACUGGUACUAUAGCCUGCUCUGAUUGCUCACCUGUAGGAGUAUUACUUGAAAUGCACCAGUUAUGUUAUAAGCUCAGCAUUAAUUAAAUUGUUUGAAGAAUGCAGUGAAUAUGUGUCAUCAUAAACAGUUCUUAAUUCUCCAUGUAAAUCAGACACCAAUGAAUCGAUACUGUUGUAUUUUGCUCAUGUGUUCAGCCUACAAAAUGCACCAUGCCGAAUUCACUGAAUGUACAACUGUAAUUUCACCCUAUGGUGGACAGAUAAACAUGGUGAUUCUGUUGGUGACUUCAGUUUGAUUUAUGGCUGAAUCUCAUAACAGGAAGAAAUGUUAAAGGGAUAGUUCACUGAAAAAUCGAAAUUCUGUACCCAUGGACUAACCCUCGUGUUUUUAGAAGCCUGUAUGACUUUCUAUGUUGCGUGGAAAACAAAAUUACUUAUUAGUUGUUUAUAUGGAAUGUCCAAGCUCCUCUUUCCACACAAUGAAAGUGAAUAGAGACGACAGCUGUCAAGCAAAAUUUCCAUUGAAUAAUGACUUAACUUUCAGCCUGUUCAUCACAGAAAGCCAUAUGGCUUCAGAAUACUUAGGAUAUAGGACGACUUCUAUGAUACUUUUUUUUUUUUUUUUUUUGUCCUUUAUGGGGCUUGAUAGCCCCUGGUUGCCAUCCACUUUCAUUGUAUGUAAGAGAGCAGCUUAGAUAUUCUGCUACUACUCCAUUGGUGUUUCAUAUAAUUUUAUAAAUAAAUAAAAAAUAAGUGUUUGGGCUGAUUGGUAAGUUAAUAAUGACAAUUUUCAUUUGUCUGUGAACUAUCUCUUUAAGUCAGGAGAUUUCCCUCUUGGUUUGAGGAAAGGUAGGUGACACUGAGUAUUUUUCAGACUGGUUUUAGUGUGAAGCCAAACAACUCCAUCAAAUGCUAGUUUACUGAUUUCAAUUUAAUGUGACAGUGUAACAUUUUCUUUCUCCCAUGUAUGAACUAUAAUGUAAUUUUUAUUCUACAUGGGUUUCUGAUGAUAAAUUCAAUUUUCAUUGCUGGAUGGCUUUCAUUGCUGGAUCAGUUGAACUCUUGAUAUUUGAACUCUGCAUGCAUUUGUUUGUGAUGCGGUUCAUUGUAACGCAUGAAUGAACAGUACGCUUCAUAUUGUUUCAUGCAUCACAUCUGCACAUAAUUUCUUUCAGUGUUUACUGCCUACAGAAAGGUGCUGUACUCUUGUUCACUGACUUACAAUAUUAAACUCCAAAUGUGAAUGCUAACUGCUCAUAUCUCACUCUGGAGCUCUCAGUUGUAUUUGAUGGGUGAAUUACUUGCAGGUUAAAUAAUAUUGGAAAGUUUGUGGUCUUGAUCAUCAAAGUAAAUGAUGUGUGUUUGUAGUCCACUAGAUGGCAGCAGUAAUUUAGUAAUCAUUUCUAAUAUAGUUUUGAGGAUGUUUUCCUAAUGUGGAGCUACAAGUAGGUUUCCAAUCAAAUGUUGUUUGGUAAUUUUUUUGAAAAACAAGAGAGACCACAUUGUUGUCAGACGCAGUGAGUACUUAGUCCAUUUUUGUGCAUUUUUACGCAAAAUCAUUAUGCAUAUCAACAUUUUAUUUGUA